This is a messenger RNA of Capronia epimyces CBS 606.96, 1242 nucleotides long. Its product is annotated as phosphomannose isomerase type I. Bases 1 to 1242 code for a protein of 413 amino acids. Gene Ontology annotation, cellular component: cytosol. The transcript has a single exon. Gene Ontology annotation, molecular function: zinc ion binding; mannose-6-phosphate isomerase activity. The record is from RefSeq and is a predicted model, not a curated record. Gene Ontology annotation, biological process: carbohydrate metabolic process; GDP-mannose biosynthetic process. NCBI's taxonomy places the organism in Eukaryota, Fungi, Ascomycota, Eurotiomycetes, Chaetothyriales, Herpotrichiellaceae.
AUGGCCGAAUCAGAAUCAGAGUCAGGGUCAGUGAUCCAGCUAAAAUGCAGUUGCAACGAGUAUCCCUGGGGCAAGAUAGGGAGACAAUCGCUAGCUGCCCGGCUCUGCGAGAAGACGAACCCCGAGUUCCAGGUAGACGAGAGCAAACCGUACGCGGAAAUGUGGAUGGGCACAUACCCUGAACUGCCGUCGUACUCGUUGAAGACAGGCGAGGAUCUGCAAGAGAUCCUCAACAAGAACAAGGACAAGCUGAUUGGGAAGACCGUGGUCGACAAGUUUGGAGCCAACCUACCGUUUCUUCCCAAGAUCCUCUCCAUCGCGAAGGCGCUGCCGUUGCAGAUUCAUCCGAAUAGAGAGUUGUCGGAGAAGUUACACAAGGAGGAUCCAGAAAAGUAUACAGACCCCAACCACAAGCCGGAGAUAGCGGUCGCGCUUGGGAAGUUUGAGGCUUUCAUCGGAUAUAAGCCUCUGAAAGACAUUGAAGAGUUAACCAAGUUGGACUGCCUCGAACAAUUUGUGCCCCGGUCCGGGUCCGGCAGCCAACAGUUCGACAAUGAGACACUUCGCGAAGUUUGUCGAAGCAUGCUCAAGGCGCCCGAGGACACCGUCGCUGCUGCGGUCAAAGGGCUUCUGUCGACACCUGUAGAGCGAUAUGGGAAGCAGGCAUACAUUCUAGAUCUAACUCGCCGGUUAGAGGAGCAAUACGGACGGCAUGACAACGGCAACCUCGUGGCUUUGGUGUGCAUGAACUACAUGGUCUUGGAAGCCGGAUCGGUGGUGUACAUCCCCGCGGAUGGCAUUCACGCCUAUCUCUCCGGCGACAUUGUCGAGUGUAUGGCUCGCUCGAACAAUGUCAUCAAUACCGGCUUCUGUCCCAAGCCGGACCGGGACUCGGUGGAUCUGUUUACAGAUGCUCUGACCUUCAAGCAACAUGAUCCUUCCGAACCCAUGCUAAAGAGGGAAGCAACUGACAAGAGCGGCAACGGCAAGACCAUCGAGUUCAGACCCCCCAUGAGCGAGUUCAAUAUUCUGGUGACGGAGCUGUCCCCGGGAGAGACAGAAACCGUAAAGCCAAUCUUGGGCCCGAGCAUCAUGGUCGCCACGACUGGAUACGGCAACUUGACAGCGGAAGGGCGAGAGUAUCCACUUGGGGAAGGCUACAUUUAUUUCAUCGGGCAGGGGGUUCCCGUCGAGAUCAAUGCUAGAGACAAACUGGCUGUCUACCGGGCAUAUGCUGAAUGA